Cyprinodon variegatus (sheepshead minnow) is the source of this 12366-nucleotide messenger RNA. It is a transcript of the gene apc2, whose product is annotated as adenomatosis polyposis coli 2. Gene Ontology annotation, molecular function: gamma-catenin binding; microtubule binding; beta-catenin binding. NCBI's taxonomy places the organism in Eukaryota, Metazoa, Chordata, Actinopteri, Cyprinodontiformes, Cyprinodontidae. The transcript has 14 exons. Bases 176 to 7732 code for a protein of 2518 amino acids. Gene Ontology annotation, biological process: negative regulation of microtubule depolymerization; Wnt signaling pathway; cell fate specification. Gene Ontology annotation, cellular component: catenin complex; beta-catenin destruction complex; cytoplasmic microtubule. The record is from RefSeq and is a predicted model, not a curated record.
CGCUCCUUGUUUCCUCUCAUAUAUUUAAUCUCUUUCUCUAAUAUGGGUUUUCGGUCCGGAACCAUCUGUGGGCUCGGCUGGGUUCGGUUCUGUUGAUCUCUUUAAUUGCGAUCUAAUGAAGCAGAUCAUACAUAUCUACAUUGAAUAAAUUUAGGGAGCGCUGUAGUGGGUGAAGAUGGCCAAUGCCGUGGUUUCCUACGACCAUCUGGCCCUCCAGGUGGAGGUUCUCCGGAAGGAGAACUCCCACCUGAGGAGAGAGCUGGAGGACAACUCCCACCACCUCUGCAAACUGGAGACUGAGACAUUUGGCAUGAAGGAGAUGUUAAAGCAGCUACAGAGUAAAUUGGAGCAGGAAGCAGGAAACCUGGCCUCGUCCGGGAGAACUGACGUGCUACAUCAACUCAAAGAGCUCUACAUGGACCUCACCAACUACUAUGAACUGAAACACCAACCUCACAAUCUGAGGCUUCUAACCUCAGGUCUGGGAGGGGCAGGGAUGAGAAGCACUGGGCCAGCUUUGAGUGGAAGCGUGGAACUAGAGGACCACUUGGCCCUCGCUCCAUCCUCCUGCUGCUCCUCCUCCUCAUCCAUGGCAGCGGCGAACAGAGCAAGGAGCCCGCUCCGAGCCGCAUCUCGGCAAAGCAUGGUGUCUAGUGGGGAGGUCGCCAUGAUGCUGCCAAAUCACUUCCUGGAUGGAGCUCCACCGCAGACAGCUGUGAUUAGCGAUGGAGAUGGGCGGAUGAGUGACCAUCACUUUGAAGAGCUGUACAAAGAAAGGAACCUUUUGCUGGGCGAGAUCGACCGUGAGGAGCGCGAACGCCUCGAGGUGCUUUCACAUACGUGUCACAGACUGGCACAGCUACCACGCAUCGAUGAGAUUUCUCUGCAGUUAGAUCUCAUCCGACAGAAUCUGGAGGAUAAAGUUCACCGAUCUUUGAUUGCGGAGCGCUACUUGGCCAGCAACGAGAUGGUGCACAGAACUCAGAUGCGUGCAGCUCGCCUGGAGCAGCUGGAAAAAGAGCUGCAGGAGGUCCGGGGGAGUCAGGAGAGCCAGCUCCAGCUAUCUGGAGCUGAGAAGCCCCCUGCUGGAGAACCAGAGAACAGCAGUUCAUCAUCAGCUACGGCUGCUGGAGCUGAAGCUGCAGAUGGGGGCAGCAAGGUGGAGAUGGUCUUCUGGCUGCUCUCCAUGCUGGCAAACAGGGACAAGGAUGAGAUGUCCCGGACUCUCCUGGCCCUGUCAAGCUCUCAAGAUAGCUGUAUCGCCAUGAGAAAAUCUGGCUGUGUCCCCUUGCUUGUUCAGAUCUUGCAUGAAGUCCCCAGUGGAGUUCCUGAGGAGACUUCAGGUGGCUCUGUUUCCAACAGCUGCAGCCGAGACACCAAAUCCAGGGCAAGCGCUGCUCUCCACAACAUUAUCUUCUCACAGCAGGACGAAGGCCAGGCCCACCGAGAGAUGAAGGUCCUGCAUAUGCUGGAGCAGAUCCGGACCUACUGUGACAGUGGCUGGGACUGGCUUGAGAGUCAUGCUGUGACGCCUUCACCUGGAGGGACUAAAACAUCUGAUAUUCCUGAACCUGUGGACCCUCAGAUCUGUCAGGCCAUGUGUGCCAUCAUGAAAAUGUCCUUUGAAGAGGAAUACAGACGCGCCAUGAAUGAAUUAGGUUGUCUGCAGGUGGUGGCAGAUCUCAUCCACCUUGAGCAUGAAAUGUAUGGCAUGCAAAAUGACCCCAUCAACAUGGCACUGCGUCGCUAUGCAGGAAUGGCUCUUACCAACCUCACCUUUGGUGACGUCGUCAAUAAGGCCACCCUAUGUUCAAGAAAGAGCUGUCUUCAGGCUCUGGUGGCCCAGCUGUCUACAGACAGUGAAGAGCUUCAUCAGGUGGUGUCCAGCAUUAUGAGGAACCUUUCCUGGAGGGCAGACAUCAGCACCAAGAGAGUUCUGAGAGACAUCGGCUGUGUGUCUGCACUCAUGACCUGUGCCCUGCAGGCAACCAAGGAGUCAACCUUGAAGAGCGUUCUUAGUGCUUUGUGGAACCUCUCAGCACACAACAUUGACAACAAAGUGGCAAUCUGUUCGGUCGAAGGGUCUUUGGGUUUCCUUGUCAGCACACUGACAUACCGCUGUCAGACUAACUCUCUUGCCAUAAUAGAAAGCGGAGGUGGGAUACUUCGAAAUGUGUCUAGUCUGAUCGCCACAAGAGAGGAUUACAGACAAAUCUUGCGUGACCACAACUGUCUACAGACUCUACUGCAGCACCUACGCUCUCACAGCUUGACUAUAGUGAGCAAUGCCUGCGGGACUCUCUGGAAUCUUUCAGCCAGGAGUCCCAAAGACCAGGAGCUUCUAUGGGACCUAGGAGCAGUUAGCAUGCUGCGCAACCUCAUUCACUCCAAGCACAAGAUGAUCGCCAUGGGCAGUGCUGCAGCUUUAAGGAACCUCCUUACAAAUCGACCUUUAAAAUACAAGGAUGCUGCAGUCAUGUCCCCUGGCUCCUGUGUGCCCUCUCUCUAUAUGAGGAAGCAAAAAGCUUUUGAAGCUGAGUUAAAUGCCAAACACCUAGCUGAGACUUUUGAUACGCUUGAGAAACACAGCCCCAAACACCUUAGCCUCAGCAAACCUCUUAGGCAUAUUGAAAGUCUAGCAAAGGAUUAUGCCUCGGAUUCUGGUUGCUUUGAUGAUGAUGAAGCCCCCAAUAACUCCAGCAGCUUGGAUACUGGUAGCUAUUCUAUGUUGCCCAUGUAUCUCACCAACUCUAACAUUGUGCAAAAUCAGCUACAUAGGAGAGAUAAUGAACCUGAGAGAGAUACAGACCUGCCUCAGAUGCCUGAGAAAAAACAAGCUCCUCCUGAUGAUGUGGUCUCUGCUGCAGCAGAAAAGCUUGCUAAAAAGAUUACCAACACAGUUGCAAAAAUCGACAGACUAGUGGACGAUAUCACCAUGCACACAUCCUCUGAGGACAGUUUUAGCCUCAGCUCUGAGGACCACCUAGCAGACUGGCCUUAUGCACAAGAUGAUCUUAACGAAGCUCGGGCAAAUUCAUGCUCCCCAUGCCGUCUUUCCGAUGUGAGUAGCUUAGCCUACAGAGAACGCCUCAGCAGAGCUCAUGCUCUUUUACGGCUCAAAACCACCCACACAAGUGUAUCAACAGACAGCCUAAACAGUGGCAGCACCAGUGAUGGAUACUGUGGCAGCAAAGACCAGAUGCGACCUGCUCCUAAGGCUUUAGCAAUCCAGCAACAACGACCAAACCAACUGGACCUCAAAGUGGCUCAUCAGGAACAUCUCAGUGUAGGACCAGUUGGUCCGAAUCAGGCAAACGAGCAGGAUAUUCCAGAGAGAGAUUCUGUGGACAAUAAAGGUAUGAAUGUCGUGGAGCAAAACAAUACAGACAACGAAAAGAACCAAGAACCACAAUUACAAACACCUGUCAGUGCAUCCACUAAAGUGUCCUCUGAUGUAAGCAUGGCAUCAAUUAAACUUUCUCCUAGUUAUCAACAGGUUCCACUAAUUCAGAGUGUGGCAAAAUUUGGAGUUGCAAAGACAGCCAUUAAUGUUCAGGCUGCUCAGGCAAUGAGGAGGCAAGCAUGGGUUCCUACUGUAAUGACUGGUGGAAGUAUUACAAAAUUUUCUCCAAUGAAUUCCACUAGAAGUCCAACAGUCGGGACAAUGGAAACAGUCCAGAAAUAUUCAGUGGAAAACACUCCAAUCUGCUUCUCACGCUGCAGCUCACUCUCUUCCCUUUCUUCAGGUGAUGGAGGGCUUGAUGGACAGAGUGAGAAUGAGCUGGAGAGUGAUUCAUCUUUGGAAAUAAUUGAGGUGGAUGAUGAAGAAGAAGUGAAGAAAGAGCAAGAAGAUGAAACUUUAGAGGAUCUGAGUGACAGUCAGUUGCUUAAGACAGACUCAAAAACCUUACCCAGCAAUGAGAAAAAUCCCAUUGGAAUCUCUUGUACUCCCAAAAAGGAAAAGGUUUUCCUUAGGGGAGCGUCACCUGCUAUAAAUGAAGACAGAUCUCCUUCCAGUUCAUCUGAGAACUAUAUCCAUGAUACACCAUUAGUUCUAAGCCGAUGUAGCUCUGUAAGUUCACUGGGAAGUUUUGAGUCUCCUUCUAUUGCCAGUUCCAUCCAAAGUGAUCCCUGUAGUGAGAUGAUUGAUGGAACAAUAAGUCCAAGUGAUCUUCCAGACAGUCCAGGACAAACCAUGCCUCCUAGUCGGAGUAAAACCCCAUGCUGUGUUGAGUCAAAUUUACCAGAGACCCACACAACAGGGAUACCAGGACAAUGGGAGAACAGCCUGCGGAAGUUCAUAGAGAUCACAGAUUCUAAGGAGAGGUUCAACCCUUCUGAUCUAGAAACCAUGAUCUAUUUUACAGUUGAAAAACCCACAGAAAAUUUCUCUUGUGCUUCCAGCUUAAGUGCUUUGCCUCUUCAUGAGCAUUACAUCCAAAAGGAUGUGGAGUUGAAAUUAACUCCCCUACUCCAGCAACAUAAUGAGUCUCUCCCCUACCCUGAUGAGGAUGAGGAAGGAUUUGACAAUGGGGAACGAUACAGUGAGGGCAACUCUGAAGAAGAUAUUGAGAUUCUGAAGGAAUGCAUCAACUCAGCAAUGCCUUCUAAGUUUAGAAGAGUAAGAUCUUCCCUGCUGACUUCUAUUCCCUCCAACUUACUUAACCCCCAGACCCGAAAACAAAUGCAAUUACAAUUGAAUGUUCUUUCAAAUGGCAAAACACAAAUUUGCCCUAGAAGAAGAAACAUAGACUUGCAAAAAGACUUGAAGUUGGAUGAUUCUUCCUUCACAGAUUCUGCAGAGGGUACACCUGUCAACUUCUCAAGCACAACAUCCUUAAGUGAUGAAACACUUAAAUAUCCCCUAAAGAACAGGGGGUCUAAAGACUGCACAUAUAAAGGCCUUAGCAAACAGGAAUUGUUGGACAAGGAUGCAAAGAGAAUUGAAGACUUGAGGAUAUUUUCACAUUUCCACAAACCACAUGGGAUGAACUACCCACCUGAGAUACAAAUGAGCAGAAUAACCAAACAUGUGAUACCCACUCAGAAGCUGUUAAUGCAGAGCAAAGAGGUAGCUGACAGAGUGGCUAGCCUAAAAAAUAGAGAUAGAUCUCCCAAUCAACAAAGGAGGCAAGAAGAUCAAGGCUCAUACAGAAAAUUUGAACUUCCAGUUAUAAAACAAAACCUAGAGGCCAAUGUCAAGUCCAGAACACAAAAAGAUAACAAAAUAUUUAGACAAAUGACACAUUCUUCAGAGGACAGUAACGACUUCUAUGGUGAAGAAAUUUUCAAAAGAACAAGCAGAAAACAAAUAAAGGAGGCAACUAGAUACACCCUCUCCCGGAGCAUGACAAAUAUUGGUAGGGGAGAUAAUUCCCAAGGAAAGCCUAGAGGAUUUCAGAGAUUGAAACAAAAUCUUUUACAUGAUGAAUCCCUGGCAUGUUACUCACUCAGCUCCUCUGUCAGUUCACUCAGUGAGGCCGAAUAUGAUGACCAUAAAUCAAAAGUACAGCAAAUGUGGCAAAAAAACAGACACAAUAAAACUCUCAAUACAGCACAUCAAACAAAGGCUAUUAAUAUGCACUAUCAGUAUGACGAACAAAGCUCUCCAAGCUCUGUCAGCAUGGACUCAGAGGAUGACCUCCUGCAAAAAUGCAUAACAUCGGCCAUGCCAAAGCAAAGAAGAAAAAUGGCUUCCAGGAAAAAGAAAGAAAAUACUCUUAAACAAAAGGACUCUGACAGAUGGGAUAUGAAUGAAGAAAUUGAUAGUGAUGAUAUGGGUUGGGAUAAUGAUUCUGACCUUAAUAGUGUUGAGUGGAGAGCUAUACAGGAAGGUGCUAACUGCGUUGUCACUGGACUGCAAGCCUCAAAAUCUCAAGAUCCAUCCUCUGAAGAGACAGAGUCAAUUCUGUCUUUCAUGUCCACAUCCAGUUUUACACCGAAAGAAAAGAAAUUUGCAAAAGAGAAAAAGGCUAACAAACCUCUAGACUUUGCUCAACGCAAGCCAGUUCCCAACUUGCCAGUUGUUUUCAGAGGCAGGACAGUAACUUAUACACCCCAGCAAGUGACAGCUCCAUCACAACGACCACCUCCCAGAAAAAUGCCAAGCUUGACAGAUGCUCCAAAGAACCCAAACCUUGCUCAACACAGGUCAAAGAGCCUUCACAGACUUGGCCAGCCGCAAGAAAUUGAAUUGUCCCUUCCAAAGAGAAGCUCUACUCCACCACCAAGGAUACCAAAAAGCUCAUCCUCUGGGUCGUCACAGAGCUCAACACCAUCCAAGCAGUCACAGAAGAAAACAACAUACCAAAGUCAGACAAGUAAAGCAGUCCAGAAAAAGCCUGCAUCAUCAAGUAGUAGCUCACCAGCCAGUAGUCCCCCUGAGAGAAAAGGACGUUCCCCUGUUGUUAAUAAAAAUGAAAAAUCUCCCCCACCUAAAACUCAAAAGUCACCUGUCCGAAUACCUUUUAUGCAGAAUUCCGCUCGACAGCCCCGACCUUUAUCCCCACUGGUAACCAACCAAACAUCACCCAAACAAAGUAAUCAUAUUAAUGGGAAAAGAGUGUCGCCAGCCAAUCGAUUUGACAUGGUUAGAAUGACGUCUGUUCAUUCAGGGAGGGGUGAAUCUGAUCAAAAUGGAUUCCUUAGACAGCUAACCUUUAUUAAGGAAUCAAGGACAGCAUUAAGACGGGAUGGCUCUCCUCACAAUUCAUUGGGAUCACAAAAGGGAUCCCCUCGAAGAACAGCUCCUGGAGCUUCAGCUGUAUUUCUGUGCUCAUCACGCUGUCAAGAGCUAAAAGUUGCAGUGCAAGUCCCAAAAAGGGUGCAAGUAAAAGAGCCUGCAAAAGUACAUCAACCACAAAGGACAAACCCUGGUUCUCAAAGGCAGACUACAACUUUGUCAAGGGCAACAUCUAGUGAAAGAGAUCUACCUGCAAGACGACCUGGACGGAGAACUAGUUCUGAAAGUCCCUGCAGGGCAGCCCAGCGAAGUGGAACUGGUAGAGUUUCUGGAGUCAGGCACCAACAGGACCAAGACACCUUUAAGCGUCAUGCUUCAUCACCAAGCAUAAAUAUACUGAGUCGUGUUACCAGCCGUUCCUCUCUCCGUUCCUCAUCAUCUGAUUCAAGUGGAAGAGCAAAAAGUGAGGAUGACACAAAGAAGAAAGGCCAGAGAUCCACAUCUCGACGUAAUAUUGGAGUUACUUGGAGAAGAAUCAGAGAUGAAGAAGUACCACAAAUUCUGAAAAGCACGCUGCCCGCCAAUGCAUUACCACUGGUGCCUUCUCCUGAUGGAGAAAAGCCGAAACUACCCGCUCUUCCAGGAAAACUGCCGACAAUAGUACUUGCAUCUCGCAAGACAACUGACGCAACAGUCCAGACAGAAGAUUUAUCCAAUGACAAAACUAACUCAAGUACCUCUCCAACUGAAACAGCUCCAUUGAUCUCUGAGGAAGAGGCUAGAGUGGCUUUCCUUAGGAAAUUUAGUGCUACCUCUGUGAGUAACCAUCAGGAUGCAGAUUCAGAUGGCUCACUGAAAAGCCUCAGCACUACUGGUACAUCAGACAGCCAUGUUGGUGGAGUUGUCACUUUCCGCCAAGGAUCCCCAAGCAAGUCUGCCAGAGUCACUCCAUUUAACUACAUCCCUAGUCCCAUGGCCUGCUGUCUGCAAGACCCACAAUGCCAGACAGCUACAAUGACAGAAAAAGCUGGGGAAAAAGCUGAGUUGUAGGGUACGUGGUUGAUUACUAAUCAGCAUGAAUGACUGCAGACUGAAGCUCAGCACUGAGAUGGAAAAUGUGCUGGUCCUAUACCUCAAAUAUUUUCCCUUUUUUCUUUCCCAUUUAUUCCAUUCAAACUAUUCUCUCUGACCAACUGAUCAGAGCUUCCGUUUACUAUCCUACUGCAUUGGAUGUAUGCAUGGAGACAGGUUGGCCCGAAUGGAUCACCAAAAACUUUCAGUGAUGUUCUUUAAUGGACAUCUUUACAGAACAUUGCAUCUUUUUAUACUUUUUUUGUAUUUGUAGACUAAUUGCCUGGUAGAAAAGUAGUCAAAGCAUAAAAGACAAUGAACAUUAUUCCAGCAUAUACAUGAAAAAUCAUCUCUAGGAAACAAUCGGAUUAAACAGUAGUGUUUGUGGAUAAAUGUGAACUACCAUUCAGUUGGACUUAUGAUGAGAAGGUUUAAAUUGUGGUUGCCUAAAAACCUACAACUACUCCAAAUUACAUGCACAAAAUGACUUAUGAAAUAUUUUUACUCACCAGAAAUUAGAGCCUUUGGCAGUUGUUUUAUCACUUGACAACUAAGAUGCUUCAGACCAUUAGACUUAUGGAAGUCCAAAGAGACGUUUCUCCAAAUGAAUAUAUCUACAAUUACAAUGUUCUAUUUGUAAUCAGUCUGCACACUUAUAUAUUACCAUUUUCUUCUCAACUCAUAAAAUUACUGAAACAUGUUUGGAUGUAUGUAGACAAAUUAACAUGACCACAGUUUUCUGACAAGAUUUCAACUUUAAAAACUGAGUUACUAACAGGUAAAAAAGAUCAUGGUCUGCUUUUGGGGUUAAACAAAUUCUGUUUCAAAAACAUAGCCUCUGCCCUAAUAUUUUAGAGCUGUAAUGUGAUAAAAGUCACUUCAUAAAUACAAGUAUUUGGUUACCACAGUACUGGUCUUGAUAUUACAAUUCUAUAUUUAUCAGUCAUAUUAAGGUGUCAUUGCUGAAGGGAUCAAAAGUUAACCCUGAAAUUCAAAAUAUUCUAUAGUCUAAUUGUAGUAUAAUGCAGAAUAGCUCAUAUACACUAUUGAUUUCUGUUUUAAUUAGGUAUAAUAUAUUAUGCUUAAACUUUAAAGUAAUCCUCUACCACAUAUGUUCAGUAUGUCAGAUAUCGCACCUGUUUCUUUCACUAAUAAUCCUGCAAUGGCAGUAUCAGUCUUUGUUACAUUCUACAAUCCUAUUUCUUAAUCAGGUUUGUACAUAACCCACCAUAUAUAAAGAAACCUCCCGGUGAGUGUUAACGGCUGACAGCAUGCUCACAUACUCACUGUGUACAUACACUGGUAAACAUUAAGGGUACUGAAUAAUGCCAUGAUGUAAUUCAGAAGGGAAAUAUUUUCCAAGUCCAAUGUCAUCUGUAUUUUUGUGACACAAAAAAACAUGUAAAAAUGCAAACUGUGUACUGAUGAACAACACAACCAAAAGCAUCUGGUAAUGCAUCAUGUUAUUUAAUUUUAUUGAUAUAUUCAGGUACUGUUAUUGAGUAUAUCAACAAUAUGGUAUCAUUAGUGGUUUGGCUUUUCCAACAGCAGAAGGUACAAAGUUAAAACAGAUGAGCAGUAAGCAGAGACUUCUUAGGCUGUGCUCUUAUUGAACGCAGUGCAGAAGUGGUGCAGGUGCUGCCAGGAACCCAGAUCAUUCAAAUCAGUGUGCCCACCCUGGUGAAUUUUCAAAAUAAACACAGUGAUCUAUCUACCAUCCCACACUAUUUUGUUUGGGGAAAAUAAGAAGGCCUUUAUCUGUACAGAUACGUUUUGCCUGAUAACUCUGGGAAAGAAUAUAAACUCAUAUGAACUUUUCUUCUUUUGAGCGCCAUUUGAAUCUUGAAUCGCAGCAGUGGCAGCCUGUGGUCAAUGUGAGUCUCUUAUUGUGUCUUAUUGCUGCACGCCUGCACCGCAGCUGCACCAUGAUGACUGUGAGUCCAGUGCUUGGCUGGAUAUUUUCAGACAUUUAAUUCAGUCUUUUUUAGUCAACAGCCUCUCACUUCAGAUAACAAUCCAUUCGCCGAUUGCGUUCUAGAAGCUCUUCAUGAGGCAGUGGCACAGAUUAAGCCCUGAAUUGAAUUAAUACAUAUCAAAUGAGCCCUGUAAGUCUAUUCCUGUGCUAUUUUCCUUGUGUCUGUUCUCCAUCUCACUUUCCAAAGCAGUAAAGAAGGUGUAGCAUAUAAUUUGUAUGAAAUGGCCUAAAAUGCUUGCAACUAAGACUAUGCUUUUAAUACGCAUAUUGAUGUGCCAGUCAUUACAAUGAUUAGCAUAUCAAGGCUAAGGCUGUGUCUGAAUGUCUACCCUAACCCCUAAAUCCCUCAAUCACUAUAUGGAGCUGGGACUAUAUAGUAGACUUUACAGUAAACUCAGUUAACUGACCGUUCGGACAGGUGAUCAUUGCUUUUAGCUCCCCGUUGGUCAUGUAACUCCACCUCCCUGCACUCUGCCUGUGGCUUCUUUGUUAUUUGUUGCCUCUGUUGGGUUGCGACAGCCAUGGGCGACAAUGAGGCGCUGUGACAACAAAUCCCAUGACCCUUAAGAGGAAAUUUUCUCGCAAAGUAUCCAGGAUAUAUCUGCUCAUGUAGUGACCAUAGAUGAUCACUACUUUUCAAGAUGCAAUGUGGGAAAUUUCAAGUCCACUAAUUUUUCAUCCACUAGACAUUCAGACACUCAUCUAAAACGGCGUAACCACUAUACGGUGCCCUAUAUGGUGGUAAGGGUGGCUUUCGGACAUAGCCUAAGUCUCCACUGUAUUAUUUGACCCACUAGCUAAACCUGGAGAUGAAUACACAAUUUUGUUUGUACUUGAAAGAAUUACUGUCCUCUUAAAUAGACAUCUCAGCAGGGACACUACAGAAAGUCAGAAUUACAAGUUGGAAAGUCGGAGCAACUGGACCUGAUUUCCACGUGAAUCAACGGCAGUGAAACUCUUUUUAGCGGUUCUUUAUCAUUUUCUCAACAUUUCGUCAGCUGUACCCAUACAACUUUUUAGAGUUUAUAAGUAAAGAUGUUGCAACAUUGUUUAUGUCAGGUAUUUGUAAGUUUUAUUAUUGUAACAGUGGCCUGAGUGGCCAUAUGCAGUACAAACAAUGAAAAGAACAAAUAUCCACAUAAGGGAAACUGGAUCAAAAUCUCCUAAGAGAUUAAGUCAAUACAAGUUUCCAGUUCUGUGGUAAUUGGAACGCAUCAGUAGGUUUUUGGUUAGCAUAUUGAUGCUAAUAACUAUCACACUUUUUUAUAAUUCGCGGGAUUAUUAGCUAAGUUCCAAGUUCUCAUGAAUAGGUUUUGCCUUAUAUGAGGUUGCUAAAGACCAGAAUGUUUUGGCUUAUGAAGCCUUGAAAUACUCCCACUGGUUCGUCAUUAGCAUAAACCAGCUGAUGUUAAUGUAGGCUACUUUAACCACACACAAUAUGGGAUUUACAAUUAGACUAUGAAAGUCAACGUCACUAAUUAAAUUCAUGAAGCACCUUGUCCUAAAACUCAUAUCGUGAAAAGCCAAGCCUCACAGUUAGCUGCCAGGUUGUUUUCUGAGGCUGAACUCUCUUAAAUCUUCCACAUGCUAAAGAAACUACUCUUAACCAACAAGUACAGUAUAUAUUACCUGCUGUCUGCUUUAUGGUCUAACUUUGUACCUAUUACAAUAGGAUUUUAGGUGGUUUUCCCAGGAGUUAAUCUCUGCAACUCUGUACAUGUUAAUAUCUGCUUAAGUGUGUUGCUGUAAAGGUAGCGAUAGGUGGUGAAGAUUUUACAGACAAUGAAUUUUCACUGUAAUUGUACUUUACCUCUGUCAUGAGCCCUCAAAGAGGUUUAUGGAACACACGUUAACCUUGUUUAAGUGGCUGUUAUAAUAAAACCACCCUAUUGUACUUCUGUAGCAUUGUCUUAAAAAGCAAUGUAACCUCUUCUUGCUGCAUUCUCAUCCCCAGCAAACUUUUAAAGACUGCUUCAUCUGAAAUACUAUCAAAGUCAAGAGUUUUUAGAAGAAAACUACAAAAUUAAAUAAGAAUGUCUGCAGUAUAACUAAUAAUCAGAGACAUCACGGGCAAAACAUGGGAAACGGCUUAUUUUUGUGUAUUCAUUGAAAAUCAGUACUGAAUAUGGAGCUCAAAAAGGCAUGAAACCCAAGAUCUUUCAAACCAGCUGUAACUCCUGCUGCUAUAUUGCAAUCUACACUGAAGAAUUAUUUCAUAUUUAGAUUGUUUGGCAGGUCAAAAUAAUAAAAAAACAAACAUUCGAGCAGAAGAGUCGGGAAAACAAUCGGAUUUUUGCUCUUGCUUUAGCAAGAUGCAAACUAAAAUGUGAAAUACUUUUCAAACAACCAAAUCUGAAGCCAAGCAGCUGGCGUUGAAAAGAUACAAAGGGUGGAGAAUCCCCUUAGGUUAAGAACAGCUGUGCUUAGGUCCUGAAUUUUUCUUCAACAAUACCAUUAAUGGUCUUACUCACACCUGAUCUGAGAAAAGUUUAUAGCUGAGAUUAAUUUUAAUAUCUUGGCUCCAUUUGAAAAAGGUCUGAGAGGCAUUAUGUGUGCCAUGUUUAACAUGCAAAAUAACAGAAGCGUGUUGUUUAAAUGUCUUCAUUCCAAUAAAAAGUGAUGAUUCCUUAAACUGCUG